AUGGCGCCCAGCCCCAAACUUUACGGGCAGAAGGGUGCCCAGCCAAGCGCGCCCGAGCGCACCGGCCACGGAGACCUGGGCGCGCUGAGACUGCCAGGUGGGGAGCGGCCCACUGCCAAGGCGGGCGUGGCCUCUGGCUCGUGGAAGAUCCCAGAGCACAAUGUGGACCGCCUCCCGCCGGUGCUGCGCCUCCUGGAGAAGAAGCAAGAGCUGAUGGAUGCGGACCGGGACCUGCAGGCCCAGAAGGAGGUGUCCCAGGCUAUGACGGCAGCCCAGAAACAGCGCUGGGAACAGUUGGAACAGAAGGAGCGGGAGCUAAAGGGAUCUUUUGUCCACUUUGACAAGUUCUUGCAGGACACCGAGGCCCGGCGCAGCCGCGCGCUGCAGAGGGCGGCAGAGGAGCGGCUGCAGGCGAGCCGCCAGGAGGCCGAAGCACAACGGCUUAGGAUCCAGCUGGAGGAGCUGCAGCGGGAGCGCGCGCGAUUGCAGCGCCGGCUGGAGCGCCUGGAGCCCUGCGCGCGCCUGCUGGGCCAAGUGUUGGAGCUGCUGCCGGAGUUCCAGGACGUCCCCGAGCUGGUGGCGCGCUUCGACGGCCUGGCCGAUAUGCAAGCGGCGCUGAGGCUCACGGAGCGCCAGCUGCAGGCGGAGUUGGAGGAGGCCCGCGCGCGGCUGCAGAGGCUGCGGGACGCGGGGCAGGACGAGCUGCUGGGGCAGAGCCAGCGGCGAGCGCAGCUGCUGGAGCGCCUGGAGGCUGCGAGGGAGCGAACGCUGCGCUGGGAAUCCAAGUGGAUUCAGAUCCAGAACACAGCAGCUGAGAAGACCCUUGUCCUGGGCCGCAGCAGAAUGGCGGUGCUGAACCUGUUCCAGCUGGUGUGCCAGCACAAGGCGCAGCCCCCCACCCUGGCCAUCGAGGACACCGAGGGGCAGCUGGAGCAGGUGAAGCUGUUCAUCCUGGACCUCUCCGCCAUGCUGGCCAGUCUUCGUCAGGCCGAGCCCACACCUGCCUCCCAGCCCUGACCCAGGUAAGCAGAGGGACAGGGUGGCCUCCCACCCUGAAAGGAGGUGCACAUUUCCUGUGGGGUGUGUGCUAAGAGGUCCUCACCUGAGAGAUGGGAGGGGGCUGUGUCCGCUCAGACUACUGUGGGAAGUACAGAACCGGCAUAUAGCAAGUACUAAAUAAAUGUGGGCCAUGUGGGGGGCACCAAUUUGUCAUCCACCACAUGGCCUGGGACCAGAUCCUCCCUCCCAGGGCAAUCACGGCAUUAAACAAGCUGAUGUGUGUCAGGGGUUUGGAAUGAAGCCUGAUGCAAAUUCUGGUAAAUUCUAGAAGAGUGUUUGGUAAGUAAAGUAAAAUAGGACCAGCACAGGGGCCACACAGCAAGCACCCACAAGUGGGCACCUGUCACAAGGCCUCCUCUAUUGUGGAUCCGUGGCCUGAGAAUCCAACUGCUGGAGGCUGUCCUUAACCUUCCCAGGACCCCACAUUGGGGCUGGAGAGCACUGGGCUCGGAGGGUGGAGGCCAGGACGGGUUCUGACCUGUGGGUGUGGUGGGGGCCAUGUGAGUCCCCUUCACAGCCAGAGGAGAAGCCGCUGAGCCCUCUGCCCCACACCCCACCUCCCACCCCGAGCCACCACUCUCU
Molecule: messenger RNA, 1641 nt
Organism: Lutra lutra (Eurasian river otter)
Lineage: Eukaryota; Metazoa; Chordata; Mammalia; Carnivora; Mustelidae
Gene: CFAP73
Product: cilia and flagella associated protein 73
Exons: 8
Coding region: 1-1017 (338 amino acids)
Biological process (GO): spermatid development
Source: RefSeq, a predicted model, not a curated record